Lottia gigantea (owl limpet) is the source of this 1041-nucleotide messenger RNA. RefSeq lists its product as hypothetical. The transcript has 3 exons. NCBI's taxonomy places the organism in Eukaryota, Metazoa, Mollusca, Gastropoda, Lottiidae. The coding region runs from base 1 to 1041 and encodes 346 amino acids. The record is from RefSeq and is a predicted model, not a curated record.
AUGGCGGAUGUUUCCGUUCCGUCUGGAUCCAAACAUAUCGUAGUCGCCGAAACGCAUUUAAAUAAUGAUACAAAGACAGUGGGGGUGCAGGAGCCACACCCCGAGGGCCAAGCCCUUAAUGAUGAUGCCAAUAGUGAUAAAUCUAAAUCUGAAACUCCUAAUGAACCGGAAAUUAGUCAAGAUUCCGUUGAGCCGGAAAUUGGUAAAGAUUCCAUUGAGCCGGACGUUGUCGUUGAUCUGGAACCGUCCUCGCAGCAAGAAGUUUCGAAAGAAGAUGCUUCACCUGCGAGUGAUAGUAAGACUAAACCUCAAACAACCUCGCCAAUUUCAAAUCAUAAGAACGUUGGACGUUGCGUGAGUGACUCGGAAAUUAUAGUGGAUGUUCCGUCGAAACGCAAGCAAAGUAUAACACCGGUCGAUGUUUCAUAUCCGUCCACUUCCAAACAGAACGCUUCGGAAACGAAGUCGGCGCCAGAGACUUCAUCUCGGAGAGGAUUGAAGAGCAUUUUAAAGACACGCAGUGAAUCACAAAUUAUUCUGAACAUGCCCAUUCUCAACGCCGAAAAACAGGGCAUUAUCGGGAAGUUCAGCAACGGGACGUCGGUGGACGAUGGUGGGAUUACCGGUGUGCGUUUUGAGUUAGAAACGGAGUUAUCUGGAACUACCAAUACGAAACGGAAACGGAAGAGUGGAAGAUCUAAAGAACCAAAGAUAGCAAGCUUUGUCAAUCCGGCAUUUGAACAAGAGGAUCCAGGUGCUAAUUACAAAUUCGCAGAUCUGGUGGAACAGUUAUUGGGUCAUGGGACAGACGAUCAAACAGAUUCCCACCCAUAUGGCCGUAAAGCAUGUCGUCUGGGGAACGAUGGGCGUGCAUUCAUGGACUCGGGGAAGCCAAUGAUAUGGUUCGUGCUGAUGGUCGUCAUGUUGAGUGCUAUCGGUGGUAUUAUAUUCCUCUCAGAAACCAGGAAACGAAUUCCAGUGUAUUUAACGAAUUUAACCAUCAGUGCUACAACAACAGAAGAAACUACAGACUUCUUAUAG